AAAGCAGAGCUUCAAUCUGGGGUCAAGGCCAGAGCAAUGGACACCUUAUCCCAGUCAUCCUCAUCCUCUUCCUCCGAUAAGGCCCCAGCCCAGACUGUGAUAGUCUUUCUUCAGAAGAACUUAGAAGUCUUAAAAAAAAAAAAAAAAUGUGAUUGAAAAGGGGACAAAGGAAAACUGGUACCAAGAGGACUUUCCAGUUUGUUUCUGGCCCUCCAUCCAGAAAGAUGCCUCAGGUCCUGCUGUUCACCUGCCUCUUCAUCACAGUCAUCCCGCUGUCCUCCCUGGCCCUAGAUCCUUGUUCGGCUUACAUCAGUCUGAAUGAGCCCUGGAGGAACACAGACCACGAGCUUGAUGAGUCUCAAGGGCCGCCUCUGUGUGACAACCAUGUGGAUGGGGAGUGGUACCGCUUCACGGGCAUGGCAGGGGAUGCCAUGCCCACCUUCUGCAUCCCAGAAAACCACUGUGGGACCCACGCGCCUGUCUGGCUCAAUGGGAGCCACCCCCUAGAAGGCGACGGCAUCGUGYCACGCCAGGCCUGUGCCAGCUUCAAAGGGAACUGCUGCCUGUGGAACACCACGGUGGAGGUCAAGGCCUGCUCCGGAGGCUACUUUGUGUACCGUCUGGCCAAGCCCAGCGUCUGCUUCCACGUCUACUGUGGGCAUUUUUAUGACAUCUGUGAUGAGGACUGCCAUGGCAGCUGCUUGGACACCAGUGAGUGCACGUGCUCCCCUGGAACCGUGCUGGGUCCUGAUGGCCAGACGUGCUUUGAUGAAAAUGAAUGUGAGCACAACAAUGGUGGCUGCAGCGAGAUCUGCGUGAACCUCAAAAACUCCUAUCGCUGUGAGUGUGGGACUGGCCGCGUGCUAAGAAAGGACGGCAAGACUUGCGAAGACAUUGAAGGAUGCCAUAAUAACAAUGGUGGCUGCAGCCAUAUUUGCCUUGGGUUGGAGAAGGGCUACCAGUGUGAAUGUCCCCGGGGCUUGGUGCUAUCUGAGGAUAACCACACUUGCCAAGUCCCUGUGUUGUGCAAGUCGAGUGCCAUUGAAGUGAGCGUCCCCAGGGAGCUGGUCGGUGGCCUGGAGCUCUUCCUGACCAACACCUCCUGCCGAGGAGUGUCCAAUGGCACCCAUGUCAACAUCGUCUUCUCCCUCAAGACAUGUGGCACCGUGGUCGAUGUGGUGAAUGACAAAAUCGUGGCCAGCAACCUGGUGACAGGUCUACCCAAGCAGACCCCAGGGAGCAGUGGGGACAUCAUCAUACGGACCAGCAAACUGCUGAUCCCGGUGACCUGCGAGUUUCCCCGCCUGUACACCAUUUCUGAAGGAUACGUUCCCAACCUUCGCAACUCCCCCCUGGAAAUCAUGAGCCGGAAUCACGGCAUCUUCCCGUUCACCCUGGAGAUCUUCAAGGACAAUGAGUUUGAAGAGCCSUACCGGGAGGCUCUGCCCACCCUCAAACUUCGCGACUCCCUCUACUUUGGCAUCGAGCCCCUGGUGCACGUGAGCGGCCUGGAGAGCCUGGUGGAGAGCUGCUUUGCCACCCCCACCGCCAAGGUGGACGAGAUCCUCAAGUACUACCUGAUCCAGGACGGCUGCGUCUCGGAUGACUCGGUGAAGCAGUACUCAUCCCGGGAUCACCUCGCCAAGCACUUCCAGGUCCCCGUCUUCAAGUUUGUGGGCAAAGACCACAAGGAAGUGUUCCUGCACUGCCGGGUUCUUGUCUGUGGGAUGCUGGACCAGCGUUCCCGUUGUGCCCAGGGUUGCCACCGGCGAGUKCGGCGUUCAGCAGAGGAAGGAGAGGACUUGGAGGGCCUGCAGAGCCAUGUGCUUACUGGUGGCCCAAUCAGCAUCGACUGGGAGGACUAGUUGGUUGUAACACCAGAGUCCCUGAUUUGAGCCACACUCCUCUCUGGAACUUCUCCCCACAACCUCUGAGAACAUUCCAGAACUUUCUAGAACACCUGCGUGCUUUUAACUGGGUACUGUGCAUUUACACAAACUCCCAGAAUGGACUCACUAAUUCUACUUCACUGGGUUGGAAGAGGCCACAGCACUGCUGACCAGUGUGGCCUGGGUGGGUCUUCCUAAUGUGGAAAGCUAAGCACUCCACAGAGAAGGCUCUUCCAUUUCCUUCGUUUCUUUCCUACAAUAAAAUAACUCAUGUAUGAUGUAAUAGGACCACUAAAAUCAGA
This is a messenger RNA of Urocitellus parryii (Arctic ground squirrel), 2191 nucleotides long. RefSeq names its product oncoprotein induced transcript 3 (gene Oit3). NCBI's taxonomy places the organism in Eukaryota, Metazoa, Chordata, Mammalia, Rodentia, Sciuridae. Gene Ontology annotation, molecular function: calcium ion binding. The record is from RefSeq and is a predicted model, not a curated record.